UAAAUAUUCGUUUUAUUCUGAAACUGCAUUAUCUUUUAUGCUUUUGCGGGAUGUUCAACAUAUAUGACUGUUUUAACGCUCUGAAGUCGGAUAAUCGUUUUUUAACCAAGUUUCAGGUCGUCAUCAUGUGAACAUGUCUUCAUUAGUGGCCUACGAGGAUUCAGAUUCUGAAGAGGAUGAUCAUGAUCAAACAGUGGAGGAAAUAUCAGCUCUACGAACUGGAUCUUUUCAACAUAACAAAGAUGUCAAGAUGUGUAAUUCCUUAGAGAUAACACCAUGCCCUCACAUUUUCACACCUGACCCUGACCGUUCAGUGUUGGAAUAUCAUGAAAAUGCCUUAGAAAGAGGUAGUUUUUCACUACACCCACGUCAGAGUUGGGAUAGAGAAUAUGGCAGUGACGGGACAGCACCAGAAAAACAUUUUAGAGAUACUGUUGCUCCUCUGAGUUUACCUGUGACUCCGAAAAUAAUCUCAGCAAUGCAGACUCUUCCUAACAUGCCACAAAGUUUCAGCGAUGGGUUGAACUCAAAAAGACAUCACACUGUCCAGCCUGGUGUCAGACCGUACAUCCCCAAGAGACAGAGACUUGCCCCCUCAGUUGAGAUAACAGACCCAAAACACCCAGGAGGGCAAGCCUCAGGGAAUCAGACCAGGGAAAGCCAAAUUCUUUCAGAAGUGUCAGCCAGAGUAAAGCCGUAUCUCGCCCACAAGGCCGGGGCUGCAGGGAUACCGAGGAGGCUCCUGAUGAGCCUGGGAGGCCACCAGGGGCCGGUCAACACAGUGCAGUGGUGUCCUGUGCCUCAUCUCAGCCAUCUGCUGUUGUCUGCCUCCAUGGACAAGACUUUCAAGGUGUGGGAUGGCGCAGAGAGCGGGCAAUGCCUGAGGGUUUACACCUGCCAUUCGGGAGCUGUGCGUGAUGCCUGUUGGACCCCCUGCGGACGACGCCUCCUCACCGGCUCCUUUGACAACAAGGCUCUGAUCACAGACGUGGAGACAGGGCAGCAGGUAGUGAAAUUGGACAACCAGUUCAAAGUGAUGUGUGCGGUCCUGCAUCCCAGCAACCCCGAGGUAUUCCUGUGCGGUGGUUACAGUUCAAUGGUGAAGGCCUGGGACUCCCGCAGCUGCAAGGUGGAGAAAGUGUACAAAGCAGGGAUCCAGCAAACCUUGGACAUCCUGUUUCUGAGAGGUGGUGUUGACUUCAUAACGAGCUCUGACUGUGUGAGCAGAGACUCGGCCGACCGCACCCUCAUCGCCUGGGACUACGAAACCACCGCCAAGCUCUCCAACCAGAUCUACCAGGAGCGAUUCACGUGCCCCAGCCUGGCUCUCCACCCACUCGAGGAGUCCUUUGUCGCCCAGACUAACGGGGACUACAUGGCGGCGUUCUCCUGCCAGCAGCCCUUUAGAAUGAACAAGAGGCGGCGAUACGAAGGACACAAGGUGGAGGGAUACGCAGUGCAGUGUGAGUUUUCUCUGGAUGGAAGUAUCCUGGCCUCGGGAAGCUCCACCGGCUCCGCUCACUUCUACGAUUACCACAACGCUCGUAUGCUGCACACUCUCCGCGCCCACAGCCAGCCCUGCCUGUGCGUUUCCCAGCAUCCCGUUCUGCCGGCGACUGCGGCCACCUGUGACUGGGCUGGGGAGAUCAAGGUCUGGCAGUAAAGACUGAGAAUAAACAAGUAAAUAUGGACAAUAGUAGGCCAAAAGAAGACUAAACUGAAAACUCCAAUCCAUCUCCAUGACUUUAUCUCCCAUAAUCCCUUGGCAUACGAUGAUAAGAACUUGGCAAACAAUGCUGGAAGUCAGCAGAUCCACUGACGCUUUUGAAAACUGUAUUUUUUUGUCUUGCAAGGCCUUGAAAGCAUUUCAAAACCACCCACAUCUUUAUUCUCAUUGAUACGAACUGCUCUUUUGUGUAAAUAUUUUGUAAGCAUUAAAAUGUUUUGCGUGUUUGG
This is a messenger RNA of Eleginops maclovinus (Patagonian blennie), 1956 nucleotides long. It is a transcript of the gene wdr25, whose product is annotated as WD repeat domain 25. Gene Ontology annotation, molecular function: protein binding. The coding region runs from base 134 to 1663 and encodes 509 amino acids. The record is from RefSeq and is a predicted model, not a curated record. NCBI's taxonomy places the organism in Eukaryota, Metazoa, Chordata, Actinopteri, Perciformes, Eleginopidae. The transcript has 7 exons.